Saccostrea echinata is the source of this 441-nucleotide messenger RNA. RefSeq names its product perlucin-like protein. The record is from RefSeq and is a predicted model, not a curated record. NCBI's taxonomy places the organism in Eukaryota, Metazoa, Mollusca, Bivalvia, Ostreida, Ostreidae. The transcript is spliced from 3 exons. Gene Ontology annotation, molecular function: carbohydrate binding. Gene Ontology annotation, biological process: biological process involved in interspecies interaction between organisms. The coding region runs from base 1 to 441 and encodes 146 amino acids. Gene Ontology annotation, cellular component: external side of plasma membrane.
AUGGAUCUAGAUCUGAUCGUGUUAAAAGAAGGGGACUUUAUAUACCCGGGUAUUGCCAACUUAAAUCGUAUAAAUCGAUCCUCUAAAGCUACAAAACAGAGUGUUCACUUGUCAACCAACUGUUCUAACAAAGGAGCAUAUCUAGUCGAAAUAGACUCCAAAGAGGAAGAUGACUGGAUUGUUGAACAAAUAUCGAUGCGCAAUGCAGGUGAAGACGAAAAUCAGUUCCUUGGAGCAAAUUCUGAAGCAGAACUUGGUGUGUGGAGAUGGAGUUCGAAUAAUGCACUUAUAUCCUAUAGCAAUUUCUGGCCAGGUCAACCAAAUCUUUAUGCCGCCGAGAGAUGUGUAAUUCUUGACUGGAUUGCCAUUCAUGGGACUUACAAAUGGGCAGACACAAGAUGUUUAAUGGCAAGGAAGUUCAUAUGUGAAAAAGACAUGUGA